Messenger RNA from Lachancea lanzarotensis, 1914 nucleotides. RefSeq names its product LALA0S01e02388g1_1. The transcript has a single exon. The coding region runs from base 1 to 1914 and encodes 637 amino acids. NCBI's taxonomy places the organism in Eukaryota, Fungi, Ascomycota, Saccharomycetes, Saccharomycetales, Saccharomycetaceae. The record is from RefSeq and is a predicted model, not a curated record.
AUGAUAAGUGGCGGUGGAGUUCAGAAACCCACAGGGGUAGGUACUACUCGAAAGAUUCGAGAGCAUUUAAACUUCACCGAUGAACGACGUUGGAAGCAGUUUUCGGGACGCAGACUGGAGUUGAUCGAGAAGUUCAGGCUUAGUGAACGUAAAGCCAGUGAGCAGGACAAUAGUGUGGCGCAGAUCGCUACUAUUCUGCGAACGGAGUUUGGAUACCCGUUGAAUUCUUCAGCAGAAUUCGAGAAACUGGUGACGGCCGCUGUACAAUCUGUUCGGCGCAACCGGAAGCGGUCCACCAAGUUUAGGGGUCCAGAUAUGGGCGGCGGUCCUAGUCAAUCCAUUUCCGCAUCAAAAACAGGUGAGAGCUCGCCCCCGGGCUUUGUUGAUUCACCCACUCCGCGUCCUGAAGAUCUGUUUUUCGAUCCUCACGAUAACCAGCAGCAUCAUCAGCCUACGGCACCGACCUCCCACGAAGACGCCCUAGAGGCUCGAACCUUCUCUUUGUUUACACACACACUGCGGCGCGACGCUCCUGGUCGUAUGAGCACUUCAGUUCAAAUUCCUGCAUUGCCCACGAUACGGCCACGUCCGCCACCGGAAAUUCAGCCAAAGGCUACUUCUUUACCACCCAUCGUGUCAGCACAAAGCCAUCAUCACGACGAGCUCAUCAAGACCAUCAUUGCAGACGCGGUUCACGACCGUGUAUCACUGCAUGAACAGUCACAACAGGACAAUUUCACGCCUAAUCUCACAGACUUUGCCCUGUCAAGUAAUGACGGCGAACUUCUCAACCUUGCAUUUCACUCUCAAGCACUCCCCGGGUCGAAUUACACAAGUACUUCGCGUAAACCGGACACCCCGGACACCAAAGCCAAAAUACCAUUUUUUUUGAGGGAGAAAAUACUGCUGCAUAUUCAAAGAUCAAGGGCAUGUUUGGAGCUGAGCUCUUCACAAGGAUCGUUGGAGCUUUACUCGACUCUAGAAAUUUUGGGCCAGACAUCAAUCAAGGCGUCGGUUGCAUUUGUCAUGGAGCGGUUCUUUUCAAACUUGUCAGGCGCGUCAAUGGAAUACAUCACUUCAAAGCUCACAUCUACAGCGGGACUGGCAUAUGUGGCUGUACAAAUCUUUGAGCCAGCUACCGAACACCACUUUGAACAAUUACCUCAGAACGCCCAGCUGAAAUUGUUCAAUCUCACUAUGGGCGGAAUCAUCAAGGACUUUGGGUUUGAUCCUUGUAUAUAUCCUCUCAGCGAAAUUAUGCAUGACGUUAUAUUAAAACAAUACCCAUUAGCCAGCCAGCGUAAUCGUGACUGCAAACGAUCCGCGAUCAUGUCGACGCUUUCCAUGACGCCUGCAUCCGCAAACAAAGAUGUUUAUCGAAAGGUACUUUUGAAAUUUAAAGAUAAAGAGCAAAGGUUCACAUUUCAUCUAUUGAGCAAUGGACCACCAACAGUCUCAGAAGUUUUGGCAAAUUCUCGCCAUUUGUUUCAGAUUGUGUCGCAGGCGAAAAGCUUGUAUUUGAUGCAUAACAAUGAUCUUGUCAGAGACGAUUUGGAGCUUGCCAAGAUUUUCAACAAGUUCACAUCUGAAGAAAUAGUGAUUGAAAUCCGUGAAGAUGUCUCUAAUUCUUUCAAUGGACUUGCAAUGCUCAGCAGUGUAUCUGCAUCUGCCCUCCCUUAUGUGGAACAGAAACCUCUCUCUGACCACACCGAGCGCUCUGGAAACUCCCCACAACCUUCAGACGCUGAUCAUGAACACUUUAAUGAUGUCAAGUUGGAAAACAAACUCGAUGAUAACAUACCAUCCGCUGUCAAAUCAGACAUUCCAUCAAAGGCAGAGGAACAAAGUGAAGAAAAGCGACCGACCAAUCCCGCAAAUAUCAAGUCGUCGUUAGUAUUCCAACCGUUACUGUGA